This is a messenger RNA of Chaetomium fimeti, 3964 nucleotides long. RefSeq lists its product as uncharacterized. Gene Ontology annotation, molecular function: protein binding. Bases 221 to 3832 code for a protein of 1203 amino acids. Lineage: Eukaryota; Fungi; Ascomycota; Sordariomycetes; Sordariales; Chaetomiaceae. The transcript is spliced from 6 exons. The record is from RefSeq and is a predicted model, not a curated record.
CGGGAAGAUGUAUAGUCCGAAUUCCGGUCGCUGAGGAGGCUGAGGCCGUACCCCUCGCUUGCCUGCAAACGAAAGGGGAGACUGCUCGGAUCCUCCCACCCUCAUCGUUGUUUGGUGUUCCGAGGCCGGGCACUACGCAGUAGUAUUGUACCUUCCAUUCUCAUACCAGGCUCCGGCCUAGUGUAGUCUGACCCGCCAGAACCACUUACCAUAUUAGGGCAUGCCGAGACCUGAACUGGAUCCGUCCCGUAAUGGGUCCAAUAACAGCUCCCCAGACGCACGAGGCAGACAAUCCUGGCGCCAGAAACUCCCCGCGAUUUUCCACAGGGCAACAUCACGCCGGUCACGGUCAUCGUCAGCCCCCGUCCAAGACCUUCAGGCAUUCAACCGCCAAGCCCGUGAGACAAACAGCAACCACAAUGUUCGCAACGGGAGUAGGGUGUGCGAUCGAGUGGCCGUCUCAAACAAAACCGACUCUCCCGACGGCGGCAAAGGACACCAUGACGAGGACGAUACCACUGAGUCGACAACAGGUUCUGCCUACCAUGAAGCUUGGGCGUCUCUGGAUGAGGAACAGAAGCAAGAAUUGGUAGGCGGGGUGGCGGCGAGGGCUCUCUUCGAGGAGCUACUGGAAACGGACAAACGUCAGCAGGAAAAGUCUAUUAUGCGGAAAGGGUUGAAAGCCGCAGACCCAUAUCUUGGGAAACUGAACACCGCCCUGGAGCUCGCCGGACCAUUCGUUAGCCUGAAUGCUCCAGCCGGAACCGCCCUUGGGCUUGUCAAGGGUGUUGUCUCCAUCGCGAUAGCCAUCUGUGGCGCCAACGACAAGGUGCCGGCUAACAUUGAAAAGUUGCUCCAAUGGAUACCAGCAAUCGACCGUUGCGAUGAAGUGGUCAAAACCAGCUCCUGUCUGCCCGAUAUACGCCAUACGCUCGUCAACAUGUACAAGGAGCUUUUGCUGUUUUAUCUGAAGAGCAGGGAUGUACUCAAGAAGUCAAAGUCCGGCCUCAGGACCGCUCUGGGCAUGUUGAGUGCAGACAUCACGGCCCAUGUUGACUCCUUCAACGAGUAUUCGACCGCUCUAGACUUCCUUUUGCAAACUGAAACCUUUUCAACCACCCAAGAGCUCAAGGGGGCAAUGGUUGACGAUUUGGUUCGUGCCACUCUAGACGCCGACAGAGAACAGGCCCAUCACAGCGAGUUUGAGCAUUACUCGGACGAAGCUUGUGCCUGGAUCGAAUCCGAAGAAGGCUUCUCUACAUGGCUGGCGGACUCUGCGGACCCAGGCGUUCUGCUCAUGUUAGGAGACAUGGGAUGUGGUAAGACCAUUACAGCCGCCUACGUCGUGAAGCUGCUUUCCGAAAUGCGCCGGACCGUGUGUCGUUACUUCUGUAGAAACGAUCACUCCACCGCGGAUGUUGGGAACAUCUACCGCAGCCUCCUAUGGCAGCUACUCCGACAAAAGCCCGCGCUGAAGCGCCGCUUCUACCAGUGGCAAACCAGUUCGAAUUCCUACAUCGAACCAGAGAGGAGUUCAACGCAGCUGCGCGAUUUUAUUUCUACGGCGAUUCUUUCAUCCUCAUCCGGCGUGUUUAUCAUUAUCGACAGCUUGGACGAGUGCGAGGCGCUAGCCCGCCACUCGCUUCUUGAGCUCUUUCGGGGGCUUCAUCACAAGGGAGCACGAAUCAAGGUAUUCCUCACGUCGAGGUACGGCUAUGAUCCGGCGUCUGUUCUCCAGUGCGACAUCACCAGGAUCGCGUUGCGCCCGUCCAGGCUGAGAGAUAGAGCUAUUGCGAAAUAUCUCGUCGAGAGAAGCAGUCUACCCUCACUGCUGCACGAGACUGCCGUCGAGGAACUUGCGGAGCGAGCUGAGGGUUCUGCCAUCUGGAUUCGCAUCGCGCUAGAGUACAUUCAGAAGACCCACGCCCUCAACGCCGCUGGCUUCAACGCGGCAUUGAAACGGCUUCCUUCGUCGGCUGCCGGCCUUGCGAGACUCUACUUCGAUUUGUUCAACCAGUCUUGUGAAGGCCUAUCAGAGAACCACACACUCCUGCAGGCGGCCCUUGAGACCCUCGUGGUCUCGAGGCGUCCGCUCAGCCUGGAUGAGCUCGUCUGUGCUAUAACUCUGGACAUGGACGAGGAGGGUGCCAUAACGACCGUCUCGGACCUCGAGAGCAAGGCGCCCGCGGUGGAUGUUCUGACUUUCAUUCGGCCUUUCGUUAGCACCGUGGAACUCGGGGUUCAGGGGUCCCCAGUGCUUCGCCUCUUGCAUCAGUCGCUCAAAGACCUCAUCCUUUGGGGUCCCCCCGAGAGCUGGCCGCUGGUCGGAAAGCCCGGUCACCAACCACAACAGCAACGUAGCAAGCGGUCGACAGAGCUGAACGCGCGUCUUCUCCGUACUUGCAUCAAAUAUCUCCUCCUAGACGACUGCGAGAAAAUGAAAUUGGUAGCUAGCGCUCAAGACCAGGACGAGGGGGUCGAUUUCAUGCAUCUUGGCCCCGACCUCUUCGGCGACGACUCUGAAACAGGCCAGAGUGUUCCCGUUAACUCUGGGCCACACCUUUUUUUUAAUCCGGCCGAGCUGGGGCUAGGCCAUUUCUUUACUUAUGCAGCUUCGUUCUGGACCGCCCAUUUCCAUGAUGUGGUAGACGACCAACGGCCGCAACUAGCAGAUCUGAUGGCUCUGUGUCGUCCUCGCUCACAGCGCCUCCUCAACUGGGUCUACCAGUGGCAUCGACCAGACUGCACACGAACGACAGAGCCAUUCAGAGUUAUGCACACCUUCAAGCUGGACCCUCUUGUGGUCACGGCCAUGUUUGGUCCAGCCGCUACCCUAGUCGACAUCUUGGUCGCUUACCGCCCUAGUCCUCCGGAGUUCGUCGUAGAUUCGGUGUGGACCGCACUAAGAGAGCUCAGCAGGCGAAACAAGGCAAGCCUGAUCACCAAGUUCGUCAAGCACGACCAAAUCGGGCCGAUUCUCUGCCACCUUGCCUUUUUCGAAUGCGUCACAGGCGGUUUCGACUGGCAAACAAGGGAUACACAAGACUGGCAAGAGCUCUUUGGCCUCUCCGUCAGAGCACAGCGUGAAAAGCUCCUACAAUCCGGCAACACAAUCCUCUGUCUCGCCGCCCGCCGUGGCUGUCUAGUAUUGGUGAGGGAACUCUUCGACGCCGCAAACCAGGACCCAGCUCUCCGGUCGGCUCUCCUAUCAGACGACGCAGAGGGCACGGGCGAUUGGAAAUGGGAGGGAGCGCUCGACAUACACCAGUCAAUCGGGCAGGCUGCCUGGGAGGGCCACGCCGAGGUCGUCCGCUUCCUGUGUGAGCAGCCAGGCACGCUACCUCACCUGCACCACGUGAAUCAUGGCGGCCACACUGUCUUCCACCAGUGGGCGAGACGGCAUGACCUCGAGGUCUUCCGCAUUCUUCACCGGCACUGGCCCGAGGGUAUGCUUGUCAAGGACAUCCAUGGCGAUAGCCCAGUCAUCGAGCUCAUGUGGCAGUUUGGUCUGCCGGAGGAGAGCUUGAUUUCGUUUCUGUGGCAGCUGCGCACCGAGUUUGGGGUUGACUUGAGCGGGAAACGCGAUGACCAGUCCAUGACGCCGCUGCUCGUGGCCGCCCGUGUGGCCAAGGCCAAGGUGUGUAGGUUCCUCAUCGUCGAGUGCUCGGCGGACAUAAAUUCUCUUCUGGGGUUAGACCAGGCGACAUUGAGACCCUUCUUACGCAUGGACGUUUGCCUACCGGGUGAUCAAAAGGGCCAUGGCGAAGAGAAGCUGCUGAAGGAACUUUGUUCUUUGAUACCUCUGACAACGUCCAGAGAAUAUUUGGUUUGAGGUCCGGUGGGUGUAUUAAGACCGGGCAUGCUUUGUGUAAGCCGUGACGUAGUAAUACGAGUUAGAGUGCAAGAGACUUUAGACUUCCGAGUUACACUCAUAGAACUACCGAAUCGUAUGUUUGAACCCCUG